AUGGUCACCACUCGACGCGGCGCCCGUUCCUCCGCCGUUCAGGACGAAAGCAGUCCAGGCGAAGCCUCCAUCGCGUCCAUUCCAAACGCCAUCAUCCGCCACCGUGCUCCGGUUGGGACUCCCGCCGCGCUGAGACCCUCGAGGGAGCCGACAGUGGGACUGGUCAAUACUGUUAAGAGAGAGCGAGACCCUAGUGCUACGUCAGAUCUACCACGGCAUAAACGCCGAAGACCAGUCACCGACGUCCUGGAUUCAAUCGAGGUGCAGGGGGAGGACGACGAUGUUGACGCGGCAAUCACCGCUACAAAUACGUGCCGUACAGCGAACUUCGAGAUAGUUUUACCCAGCGUCCGAAUGCCGCGGAGCAACGACCAGAUUAUCUCGACAAAGGCUCCCUUGGAACACUCAGCGAAAAUCACGACCGCCCGCCCGCUCCGUACCAGACGUUUAAGGCGCCAUAUACAAAGUCGUGAGAGUCCGCCUCGCUCACCGCAGCCCAGAGAUCAUGCUGCUGAGCAGAGGCGGGAAGGAGCCCCUGCCAAACCUCUUGGCAGCCCAGAAUUGCAAUUAUCGGCGCUGAAACGCCGGGGAUCAAAACCUCUGACUGAUGUCUACGACAUUACCGAUGAUGAAGACUCCGAGCCUGCCAGUCCCCCCCUUGUCCGACGCCCAAGAACCAUCAAUGGCUUGGAGCUGCGCAGUCAACUCAACGUGCCAAGGAGACGAGCGCCCCAGCAAAGGAACGAGCUCUCGCAUGUCCGCGAAAUGGAGCGAGCGCCGCCAGGCAACCCAGUCUCAUCGGAAGCCCCUCUUUUCCUUGGUGAUGACCAAGACCGCGAGCUACUGCAGGACACGGAUGGCGCGGAAGAGGCUCAACAAGAGACCCAUGAAUCCGAUGAAUACAACGAGUCGGAAGAGGGCCAAGAUAUUGACGACGAAGCGCAUGCUGAUGGUGGUCGCUCACAAGUUCCCAGGACCCCAGAUUUUGUGGGCGUCCGAGUCCGUCCUUAUCUCCCGUCAGAGCCCACUAUUGCUGUGUUCAGCGAUCACCUCAACAAAAUGUCAGAGAUUAUGGGUAGACGAGGAUGGACGGGCGCAGGUCGUAGGUGGAGGCGUGGUUUCAACGUAUUGGACUCUGGAGAUCAACCGCCAGCCCGCACAGGGCUCGGGAAAAGCCUCUUCAGGUCUCUCGCCGCCCUCACAGACAAGUUGGAGGAAGUCCCAAAUGCAAUGGACCUAACUGGUCAAUCGCAAUUUCUUGCCGAGCACCACCAAUACCUGCAAACGGCCAUGUCGAAGGUCGACCGGGCAGUAAAUAAAAUCGAAAGUUUGGCAGUGCGGCCCGAUGCAAUGAUGGAAGAUCUCUCGAGCUGCAGUAUCCCGAUGCUCGUUUUCGUCUUGCGGCGCGCGUUCGCCAUGGGGGCCAAGGAACCCGACGCCGUGGUCAACGACUUCGCCGCAGCCGAAGGCAUCUUUACCUGGACGACCAUACAGUACGUGAUGUUCAUCUUUGGGUGGGUAUCCCGCCUGCUCAAUGUUUUGAUCCCUGAGAUGCGUCAGCAGGGGAAAAACGAUGCAAAUUCCCGAUCGUUUCAACCCUAUGACCCCGAGGACGAGAAGAAGAACCGGGAACUCGUUGGCGUCAUGGUCAGGAAGUGGAAACAACAGCUCAGGGCAGGGGUGGACAGUUUCAACGAACAAGUUGACGCGAUCCGAGAACGCAGGGAGAAAAAGCAGAGGGACGCCCGCAUUAAGGCGGCACGGGAGCAGGAACAGGCUGCUGAGCUUGCGCGCCACAGGCAGCGGGAGAUGGCGUUUGCGUCGUCGAUCCAGGAGAUCACGAGCCGGCCCCGUCCCAUGGCCGAGAAGUUCCGCAGGGUUCUGCAGCAGCCGGCGUUUUCGCCCGCUAACAGCCAGGUUCUCACCGUUACGGAGCGGUUAACUCCCGGCACCGGCGCCCGAUUUCGCCAUUCCCACUCCUCAACCGCGUCGCGGCUGCUUCACCCUCCAGCGCCGACGCAGAAGGCAGCUCCACUCCCCGCGCCGGCGGAUAAUCCGCCCUGGCCGGAUGCCGAAGUGGAGUGGUUCCUGGGCGAGCUGAGGAGGCCGAACGGAGGCAGCCGCUACAACCUAGAGGUGUGUGCCGAGACGCUGGAUCGGACGAUGAGGGAAGUUAGGAUGGAGAUGGAGCGGUUGAGGAGGUUAGGGCUGUAUCGGUCCCCCAGUCGGGGCCACUGACUGCUCAAGAGUCUGUUGCAACACAGGUCGGUCGCUUUGUACUGGGGUUGGGUGUGGAUGGUUUUGGACCGUGGGAUGCGUCUACAGAGUUUUGCUCGGCCACGACUGAUACCCCUUUGCUUUGAUACCAUUUGUUUCUCGUCUAUCAGCAUCAGCCGCGUGAUUGAAGAGGCGAAUUUAACUGUUACUUUGGCGUUGCCAACCAGCGAGCG
Parathielavia appendiculata is the source of this 2450-nucleotide messenger RNA. RefSeq lists its product as uncharacterized. The transcript has 2 exons. The coding region runs from base 1 to 2238 and encodes 745 amino acids. The record is from RefSeq and is a predicted model, not a curated record. Lineage: Eukaryota; Fungi; Ascomycota; Sordariomycetes; Sordariales; Chaetomiaceae.